CUCUUUUGUCUGCUUGCUCCUCACCGUCGGCUACACGGUCGGGGGCGUGGACAUUUUUUCCUUAGUGGACCUCGAUGUUGAGGACUUCUACACAGGAGACAUGAGCAGGAAGAACUACUUCAUUCCCGCAAGAACUUCGUCGCCAGAAGAACAAGCGUCUUCUACAUCGCAGCAACACCAACUCACAGAGGACAUUAACACGAGCAAGAGCCAUCUUCCGGUAGUUGCAUCUACUAGUGCAGUUCAGAAUGGUCCUUCGUCACCGAGAACAUCAAGUGCCGCGCCUCUGGGCCCUUCUGCUUCCGAGGAAGAUGUUUUUAAUUCUAGUGACACCAUUACGCCUGUUCUCGUGCUUUCUCCAAACCUCUACGGACUGCUUUUCUUGCUGCUCGC
Amoebophrya sp. A120 is the source of this 393-nucleotide messenger RNA. NCBI's taxonomy places the organism in Eukaryota, Dinophyceae, Syndiniales, Amoebophryaceae. The record is from the annotation of a GenBank genome assembly.